ACGUCAUUGGUCAGAUGACACCUGACUUUCACAAAACUGUAAAGUGGAGACUUCACGCAGGCCAUACUGCGUCUCAUAGCAUGUCAGGCCGCAGUAGAGUAGGCUUUUGUCUCAGCGCCAAGAAACGGAAGAGAAUGAACCUUGCAGCUUUUUCUGAGAUGUGGGCCACGGGGUCAAGGUGGUGGAGCCGCGUGUUUUUACAGAUUGAUCUCGGCCAGCCGCUGGCCCCCCAGGGGCCCUUCGACGUCAUCGUCCACAAGCUGUCUGACGUCAUCGUGGAGUCCGAGCACGACCAACAGUCUAAGCACCUCCUUGCCAACUUCCAGAGCUACGUGUUGGCCCAUCCCGGUACCGUUCUCCUGGACCCGCUGCCCGCCAUGACCCGGCUCCUAGACCGCUUCACAUCCUACCAGAUCAUGAGCAAACUGCACAAGUCCCUCAGAGACUGGCGUAUAUGCAGCCCGCCGUACCUGGCCAUCCACAGCACCGGGGACUUGGCCUCCGUACAGACGGCCAUGGAGGAGCAGGGCCUGAGCUUCCCUCUCAUCUGUAAAACCAGAGUGGCCCAUGGCUCGCUGUCCCACGAGAUGUGUCUGAUCUUCAGCGCGGGUGGCCUGCCUGACGUCCGCCCCCCCUGCGUGCUGCAGAGCUUCGUGAGCCACGGCGCCGUGCUGCACAAGGUGUUCGUGGUGGGGGACCGACACUUCUGUGUUGAGAGACCCUCGCUCAAGAACUUCCCCUCCGGACCCUGCGACAGGAAGACCAUCUUCUUCAACAGCCACGAGGUCUCCAAGCCAGAGUCCAGCUCCCACCUCACAGCGCUGGACGAGCAGACGCCCAGCCUGCCGCCCCCCAGCUCAGAGGCCAUGGCGGCGCUGGUCCAAGAGCUACGGGUCCAGCUGGGCAUGGCGCUGUUCGGUGUGGACGUCAUCAUUGACAUACGCACACACACGCUCACCGCCAUCGACAUCAACAUCUUCCCCGGCUAUGAGGGGGUCCCCCAGUUUUUCCCCUCCCUUCUGGACCACAUCAAGAAAGUAUUGGACCAGCGGUCCGGUGCUAGUGGUUUCCAACAGAACACCUGAAUCUCUUAAAGAGCCAUAGGGAUAGCCUGUGUGUGGCAAAACAGUUUAGUCCUGCUGCUGUCUGUAUGGGGAGCUCACUGGUGUGGCCUCACCUGGCACCAAUUAGAGCUUAUCAAUAACCUUGAUUAGGUUAUUCCGAUCAACUGUGUGACUGUCCUCUCUAUGUACACACAUUCCUAACGGAGGGAACACAAUCAAGUCCCAGACACAAGUCGCCUCUCACCUUUACCCUUAAUGUGUUUGUAUACACAUUACCCUUAAUGUGUAUACAAAUUGGUUCCGUUGAUUUUUGACCACAGCUUACAGAUGAUACAAAGAAGUAAUUCACAAUUUGUAUUUAUUAACAAUUAGCAUAGAGGAAUAGACAACAGGCACAAAAUACAGCACUCACAUUGGCCAGUGAUAUUGCAAGUUUUUUUUUUAUUGUUUUCUUCGUAUUUUUAAAUGUCCUCUAUGCCCUCAUCCCAUCCACUCAACAUUUCCUUUGCAGUAUUUUGUUGCUGGUUUGUGAAAAUAUUUGAAACAGUUUUGCAGAUUUGUGUGGAAAAAAACAUACAUGUUACAUUUAUUCGAGUAGUUCUUAGGUUUAUCCCGAAUUAACAAAUAUCUGAUGAUCUUUGGAAGAGGAAUAGUAAAAUGUGUUGUAACUGAUUAACCAUGUAUUAAUACAAGCCACAAAGUAACUUUUCUGUGUUCAAUACACAAAUGUGUAUUGUACACUAAUCUUGUAUAUAUUGACUUGUAAUCUUUUAUAGAAAAUAUAUUACAUUUAGAACCAUAUGAUGCAUUGUGAUUACAUAUUAAAACACACCAAAGAUUUGUUGUGAUGUAUUUGGCUGAUUAUUGCAUUCACGUGCCAAUACAUCUUAUUGCAGACAGUAAUGUGGCCCUCCAAUGCUAUUUCCUGUGCAAAGUGAAUUCCCAACAAAUGUCCACCUGGGGGCACUGUUGCUACUUAUUUACAUUUGACCUUGGCUUAGACAGGCAACAAUGCUCCGAGCUUUUACAUAAAGGGAUACCCACACACGGUGAUGUAACAGUCAUCGCUGCAAUUUGACAAUGUUUCCGUUAUCAUUAUUAAAUGACAACAAAUGGCUUCAGUGUCUCCCCUACUUCUCUAGUGCUCCGUGGCUUGUUCAUAUAAAGAGUGCAAAGCUAGCUGAGAACCUGAAGUGACACCUUGCAACCUUAUUAAGCUCUUAGCGCAUGACGUCCAGGCAUUU
Messenger RNA from Gadus morhua (Atlantic cod), 2308 nucleotides. RefSeq names its product inositol-tetrakisphosphate 1-kinase. The record is from RefSeq and is a predicted model, not a curated record. Gene Ontology annotation, biological process: inositol trisphosphate metabolic process. Lineage: Eukaryota; Metazoa; Chordata; Actinopteri; Gadiformes; Gadidae. Gene Ontology annotation, molecular function: magnesium ion binding; ATP binding; inositol-1,3,4-trisphosphate 6-kinase activity. The transcript is spliced from 10 exons. Gene Ontology annotation, cellular component: cytoplasm. Bases 15 to 1085 code for a protein of 356 amino acids.